ACACGCACACACACACACACACACGCAUGCACAGAGAUCGAGAGAGCGACAGGGAGAGAUCGAGAGAGAGAGAGAGAGAGGGUUGAUGAUUGCUGGCUGCACGACACGAAUUUGGUCGGCGAAUUUUUUUGUUUGAUCUGCAUUAAUUCCUGUUCUUAAAGCGUGCAUCGUUGCAGCGUUGUAACAUCUGCCAGAUCCACAGGGACGCAGAGAAUCUCGAGCAGUUAUUCUUCUUAAUAAGAGAAGAAGAGACAGAUAGAGAGAGAGAGAGAAAGAGAGAGAGAGAGAGAAAAAACCCCAGCCUCAAGAGAUGCCCAAAAGGAGCGGACUUUGGUUGCUGCUGCUGCUGCUGCUCGUGCUCCUGCUCGGGCUGCUGGUCGUCGCAUCGGCGCACGAGCAGGACGUGAACGAAUCGUACUCGCCGCGGAGAGCGCGCGCCUCCGCCAACAGCCCUGCGGAUGUGGUGCGCUGUUUGAAUAAUGCCCUCCAAGUGGGCUGUGGUGCCUUCGCUUGUCUGGAGAACUCGACGUGUGACACAGAUGGAAUGCAUGACAUCUGCAAGUCCUUUCUCUACAGCGCUGCUAAAUUUGACACUCAGGGCAAGGCCUUUGUGAAGGAGAGCCUGAAGUGCAUCGCCAAUGGCAUCACCUCCAAGGUCUUUCUUACUGUGCGCCGUUGUUCCGCUUUCCAGCGGAUGAUCUCGGAGGUUCAGGAGGAGUGCUACACCAAGCUGGACAUCUGCACUGUGGCCAGGUCAAACCCAGAAGCCAUCGCGGAGGUAGCACAACUGCCCAGCCACUUUCCUAACAAGUUUUAUGGGAAGCUGCUGCAGAGUUUAAUGAACUGUGACGAGGAAACAGUCGACCUGUUGAGGGUGAAUCUGAUGGCCCGGUUGGGGCCAGAGAUUGCCAUGCUCUUCCAGCUACUGCAGAACAAGCCUUGCCCAUCCACUGCUGUGCCCACUGGGGCGGAGACUCGUGGAGGCUGGCACUGGCCCGCCAGUCCCCAUCCACACAAGAACCAGCCUCAUCUACGCAACAGGGACGCAGCCAAUCUCUUCAGCAAGAAACGCAACAUGGAUAACAGCUCUUAACCUUUUGCGAAAUGAAAACAAACAAAACAUAUUAGUGGCUCGUUCACCAUCAGAAUGCAGGAAUAAUGUUAGUUCUCUUGAACAGGGGGGGAAAAAGAAAUGCACCUAUAUGAAAAUAGCUUGAAUGUCAAAUGUUUUUGUUUGUCAACUUUAGAUUUGAUUUUUAUUGUCAUAGAAAUUCAAGGGACUAGUUUACCAGCUAAGCUUUUUUUUUUUUUUUUUCAUAUUUAGAGACUGACCUAAGCACAGUUAAAGUCUCUCCUACAAGCUCAGUGUAAAAAAAUAUUCAGGCCAUUGUGUAGAAAGUUCUUAAAUAGAAUCAAAAAAAGAAAAAAAGAAAUAUUAUUUUCAUGAAAAGUAUCUUAAAAGAAAAGAAAUGAAAAUAAUACCAUACAAUAGAACCAUUUAUAUAUCUAUACAACCAAUAUUAUCUUAAAAAGGUUACAACAAAGAAAAUUUGUGUAUAUAUACUGAAUAUAUUGUUAAUGUGAAAUAGUUGGCAUGUGCUAUAAAUAUGAGAGUGUACUAUUUAUUUAUUAACAGAUAUUUUACUAUUUUUAGAUGUUAAAUUGCCACUAGUUCUUAAAUUGCCACUAGCCUUUUUUUGUGAAAGCUCACCCACAGGGUGAGGGAUAUCUUUAAAAAGAGAAUCUGCAGGAAUUCAUUACAGACCAAAAAAAAAAAAAAAAAAAAGAUUUACUCCAGAUGCCAUAUCUCAUAGACCCUGCAUGCAGUAACAUUAGGUGCCAUGAUUGAAAUCAUUUUUUUUUACAUAAUUAAUUAGAAAUCGGAAAGAAGGCGAUCCUUUGGUAGAUAUUUAGAUUAUUUUUCUAUUCGAAAAAAAAAAACAAAGCAACAUUUGUUGCUAACCCUCGAGUGCAAUGCUAGUGUCACAUGAAUUUAUGAAAUUAUAGCCAGACGUGAUGGACAGAUGAACAACUUGCUCCCUGGUGAAUAUGACGUACAGAGGUGGGGUCGAGCAUGCGAGUGCUGCGCAGCAAACCAAGAUGUCUAUUUAAGAAAAGAGAAUUUUGGGUUUAUUCAUAUUUAUUUUCCUACUAUAUUAUUUAAGUGUUUAUUUUAUUACGUUUCUGUAGAUAUGCUAUGAUGACUCAGCUAGAUGUGUUUUUUUUUUUUCAUUUCUAUUUUAACUCGUUUUCUUUUUUCCUUGUCGUUUUUCAUUCUUUUUUUUAUAUUCUUAUAUUUCUUGGACCUUUCUCUUUCAUGUUCUUUAAGACAAGACCCAUGUAAUGACUCUGUGCUGGUCAUGGGGGAACACGUUGGUCAUUUGAGUCAGCUCACCUUAGCCGCGAGUGUUGUACGGGACCACUAUAAAAGACUAAACGAAAGUAGAAAAAAAAAAAAGGUGUUGCGAGCAUUGCCACUUACUGUGUAUUUUGUGCAGGGUCAACAAUAGACUGUUGCUUAAAGUUAUAUUUUCAGCUUUAAUAAAAAUCUGCCUGUCUUAGAGGGGGAAAAAUAAUUAACAUCCAGUAUUUCAAAGCACCGGUGUCUUUUUUUUUGUUCGUUUUUUUUUUUUUAUGUAAAGGGUGGGUUUAAGCUGUUCUAUAGUAUACCUACAGUUAGCACAAACAGUUCAAGCUGGAACAGUCACUGCAAAGUGUUUUCUGGAGCCAUUCUUGACACUAUGCAAUAUACAAUGUUUAUGAAAAGGCCUUUUUUUUCUCUCUCUCUUCUCUCUCUCUCGGAGUGUUUAACCAGGGUGGAAGAAUAGACAUCUCUGUUUAAGUGCUUUGUGGAGAAGUGAAGAUAAACUAAGACUGGGGAAGCAGGGAGGGUGAGUUGUUAGAGGCAAAGCUCGGGAAGACUUGAAGACUUAGGGUCGUAUAUAAUAAAA
Clarias gariepinus (North African catfish) is the source of this 2951-nucleotide messenger RNA. RefSeq names its product stanniocalcin 1 (gene stc1). Gene Ontology annotation, molecular function: hormone activity. Gene Ontology annotation, biological process: intracellular calcium ion homeostasis. The record is from RefSeq and is a predicted model, not a curated record. The transcript has 4 exons. Gene Ontology annotation, cellular component: extracellular region. NCBI's taxonomy places the organism in Eukaryota, Metazoa, Chordata, Actinopteri, Siluriformes, Clariidae. Bases 311 to 1093 code for a protein of 260 amino acids.